Molecule: messenger RNA, 2924 nt
Organism: Micromonas pusilla CCMP1545
Lineage: Eukaryota; Viridiplantae; Chlorophyta; Mamiellophyceae; Mamiellales; Mamiellaceae
Product: pantothenate kinase
Exons: 3
Coding region: 138-2924 (928 amino acids)
Biological process (GO): coenzyme A biosynthetic process
Cellular component (GO): nucleus; cytosol
Molecular function (GO): pantothenate kinase activity; ATP binding
Source: RefSeq, a predicted model, not a curated record
CGCCCGUGUUGUGUCUUUGCCGAAGAAGGGCCUUCCGUGAAAUGAAUGUGAAUUUGUUUCGAAGAAUAUAUCCAUGAAUGCUCGUUCUUCUCCAAAAGAAGGCUUCUUGAGAAAUUCACGGCUGUUUUUUUUCUCAAAUGCGUCAGCAGCAGCUUUCGGUUUGCCAAAAUAAUCUUGACCUCACAGGCGCCGCUAUAGCAACUGCAGACCGAACGCCCAAUAGAGAUUUCAUCGAUGAUCAAAUUCUGGUGGAGCGAGAAAAUGUCCCUUCUAUUUCUCUCCCGCGACAAAGCACAGGUAUAUGCCAUUUCGCACUUGACAUGGGCGGUUCCCUUGUCAAGGUGGUGUACUUUUCUCAAGACAGUGAAGACAAAACUGGUGACCUUCCUCUUGACUCGUCGUCGAUGCUAGGAGGAGGAAGGCUGCAUUUUCGAAAAUUUCAAGCAACACAACUGGAAAUUUGUUUAAAUUUUAUAGAACAAAAUCGCCUGCAUCUUGGCGCUGAAGGAAGGAAGGCUAUUGUCAAGGCAACUGGUGGAGGUGCCUACAAGAAUUCACUGUUAUUCCAACGUCGUUUUGGUAUACAACUUCAGAAAGAAGAUGAGAUGGAAUGUGCAGUUGCAGGUGCAAACUUUCUUCUUGAGACAAUCAGAGAUGAAGCAUUCACCUUCACUCACGGUCAGAAAGACUAUGUUGUUCCUGAAGAUUUGCACGAAGAUAACGAUGAUCUGUUCCCCUACCUGCUAGUGAACAUAGGCUCAGGUGUCAGCAUCAUUAAGGUUGACAGGUCCUCUUUCGAGCGCAUUGGGGGCACAAACAUAGGUGGCGGUACAUUUUGGGGACUAUGUCGACUUCUCACAGGACUUCAGGAUUUCGAUGAGAUGCUUGCGUGCAGCGCAGCUGGAGAUAACAGCAAGGUUGACAUGUUAGUCGGUGACAUUUAUGGUGGUCGAGACUAUUUAAAAGUAGGGCUGUCAAGUAGCACCAUAGCAUCCUCUUUUGGUCGGGUGGUGACAGAGGAAGGUUCACUUGAGGACUAUAAUAAAGCUGACAUAACACUCUCUCUGCUUCGCAUGAUAAGCUACAAUAUUUCACACAUUGCGACGUUGAUGGCAGUUAAGCACGGGCUUAAGCGCAUAUUCUUUGGAGGCUACUUUAUCAGAGGGCAUGCGUAUACCAUGAACACAAUAUCUUUUGCAGUUGACUAUUGGAGCAAGGGUGAAUUGAAAGCGAUGUUUCUUCGACAUGAAGGAUUCCUCGGGGCAUUGGGUGCGUUUCUUCAAGAUGCUCAGGCACAAUCAUUUUACAGUGUCCCGCUACGCGGUCCCUGGAUAGAAAAUAUCAUGAAAUACUCUGUGCCAUCGUUUUCUUGGAAACAGAGAAUGGAUUUUAAAGCUGAUCAUAUAGUCGAGCCACAAGUAGGUAAGGUAUGUACUGACAAUAGCUGCCUGUAUGGUAUUGCCUCUGGAACAUCAGCUUGCUCUGUUAAACGUGUACGCUUUGUAGCUUUCCUGCAGUGUUCAAUAUCAAAAGAUGAGCAAACUUACAACAGGAACGGUACUUUGUCACAGUCUGUAUAUUUUGGGACAUGCUGCACCAACGUCGACAAGAAGAGCUUGAAAAUAAUUCCAAGUUUGAGUACUCACAAAAAAAACUUGUCUGACCAACAGGCUCGGCGGAGAAAAGACACCGAAAGUGCUUAUAUCAAUACUUUCCAGGACCGUUUUCUUGAAAUGGACAGGCUUCAGAUGGAUGUAUUGAACCUCAAGCAGACAUUGAUUACAUUUCCGCUUCUGUGCUGCCCUGUCGAAUAUGAGCCUGACAUCAUAGAUUUGCACGAAUCUCGAGAGGAGCGAGAAUAUUGGCUUGAUAUAUUGCACGGCGUGAGCCAGGGUCUAUUAGAAAAGGCCUUAACUUCAGAAAAUACAAGGCAUGACGUCUGUGAAGCCUGUUCUGACGAUGCGGGUGAGCGCGUUGCCGCGUUCAGUACAGUUUUUUGUGGACAUCUUGACAGGUUACGCGAAGAGCCUAGCGCAUACGGUCGCAUUGGCCUUUCUGGACUUUUUGAGUUGCGCGAAGAAUGUUUACGAGCUUAUGGUUUCAGAGAUGCUUAUUUUCAAGUGAAAAAACAAGAAAAUGCGGCCGCUCUUGCAGUACUUCCUGACUUAUUUUCUGAACUGGAUGGAAUGCUCGACGAAGAACGCCUGCUUGUUCUUAUUGAAGGUGUGUUAGCUGGUAAUAUUUUCGAUUGGGGGAGCCAAAGCUGCGUGGACCUUUACAACAAAGGUACUGUUCUCGAGAUAUAUAGGCGUGCUCGAGCUUCAGUCGCAAGACCGUGGGCUGUAGACUGCUUCGACAAAUUUCGAGCAGUGUUCUUUGGCAAUGGUAUUCGAGUGUGUCAAUACAAUAAGGCCCUUUUGUUUUGCGAUAAUAGCGGUGCUGACAUUGUGCUAGGAAUGCUUCCUUUCGCGCGUGAACUACUUAAACGUGGUACGGAUGUGUGUCUUGUAGCGAACUCUCUUCCUGCAAUCAAUGACGUAACUGCACAAGAGUUGCGCGAAGUUGUCCAUCUUGCUGCUGAAAACUGCAAAACUCUCACAUUGGCACUCUCUGCCCACCUUCGUUCCUCGGACAAUGCAUCUCUUGUAAAACCUUCAGGAAUUCUUACUGUAUGCGCAAACGGCAGUGGCUCUCCAUGUCUUGAUUUCAGACGUGUUUCGUUAGAACUUUGUAAAGCUGCAGAAGGAGCUGACCUCAUUGUUUUGGAGGGAAUGGGUCGCGCUAUUCAUACAAAUUUCAACGCCAUUUUUCACUGUGAUACUUUGAAGCUAGCCAUGAUAAAGAAUUCUCGACUGGCAGAAAAACUCUUCGGUGGUAAAGUAUACGAUUGUGUUUGUAAGUUUGAGCCACUGUGCAGGACGUAG